Messenger RNA from Laetiporus sulphureus 93-53, 427 nucleotides. RefSeq lists its product as uncharacterized. NCBI's taxonomy places the organism in Eukaryota, Fungi, Basidiomycota, Agaricomycetes, Polyporales, Laetiporaceae. The record is from RefSeq and is a predicted model, not a curated record. Bases 155 to 385 code for a protein of 76 amino acids. The transcript has a single exon.
UUCUGCUUCAUCUUUUUCGCUCAAUAUUUUCCCCGCUGCGGCCUCGAAGCUAUCGAACGCUCGGGUAGUUCCUGACAGGCCCACAUCCCUAUCCUCCUGUUCUGCAGCAGUAUCGGAUAUGCUGCUUGAGUUCCUCGCCAUUAAUUCAUGACAUAUGCUUGUGGGACCAGUGUCCCGGUUUUCGUCAUCCUGCGAUCGGGUGCGAGAAGAUAAACGAAGGGGGGGGGGGCUGAUGGUAGCUGCAAGGGAUAGCGACUACCCCUGCAUAUUGGUGUCGGUGUCGCUUGUAUGUGGCCCGUGCUCUUCUUGUGGACAGAGUCCGCUGCGGUUGGUGCGUGGCUUGGUCGCCUUGUUAUCGCUUCCCUCAUCAAGCCGAGCCAGUUGAGUGCAGCUGCUGCUUUUGGAGCCAGCUGAGCAGCUUUCGGCA